This is a messenger RNA of Ooceraea biroi (clonal raider ant), 10447 nucleotides long. It is a transcript of the gene enok, whose product is annotated as histone acetyltransferase enoki mushroom. Gene Ontology annotation, biological process: nucleosome assembly; regulation of transcription by RNA polymerase II. Gene Ontology annotation, cellular component: nucleus; chromatin; MOZ/MORF histone acetyltransferase complex. Gene Ontology annotation, molecular function: DNA binding; transcription coregulator activity; histone H3 acetyltransferase activity. Lineage: Eukaryota; Metazoa; Arthropoda; Insecta; Hymenoptera; Formicidae. The record is from RefSeq and is a predicted model, not a curated record.
UUUAUCAUUACGUCGCACCGAAAAAUGUAGCAUUUCUACUAAUUAAAAGUAAAAGAAACGCGUGAGGCACGCCGCUGCGAGAUUAAAGCAUUCAAUGUCGCUAAUGCGAGAUUACAUUAUUCCGAGCCGCUAAUAUCCACGGUAAUCUAAUCUAAAAAGCUAAUCGAAUCUCGCCAAUUUAAAACGGCGUUCGCGUAAUUUGCAUUCGAUUAUAGCCAGCGAGCGGCUCGAGGAAAGGAAAAAAAGAGGUAUCGGUGUCGCUUCGGUGAGAAAUGAAAUUAUCGGAUGAGGCUAAAUUAUCAGUACGCGCUUCGGGGAUAUGAACUGCGCAGAAUUUCUCGCUCGCGCGUACUUACAUCGCGACUCUCUAAUUUACAUACUGUCGGGGAAAAUCAAUACAAUCACCGGGUAUGUAGAUAUUACCGAGAAUUUGCUGGUUAGCUUCGCAUACGCGGCCACUGGUCGGAUGAUAUCGUCCGGGAGUGUAGCGUAUUCAAUUAUGCGAGACGUUGCACGCGCGCGCGUGCGCGCGUCGCGCCGCGAUGUACAUUGUACGUAUGUAUAUACAUACGUACGACCGAACUGCGGAGUUUUUAGAGCAAGAUAGACGAGUAUCGAGCGGCCGCAGGCCAACAAAGCAAAAGACGGAGACGCGAAGAAGGUACGACGUGCGGCCGCGGAAGGGAGGCAGCGGUUCUUAAAAAAAUCAAUAAUCUCAUUACGAAAUUGCAUGGAGCGCACGAUGUGCGACUCGCGAACGUAUACUGUAAACGGCGAACGAGGUGACGCGCGCGUCAUUCAUCGCACGGUACCGUGCGACGUUGAACCCGCACCUUCGCAUACGACGUAAAUAUAUCGCAUUUCCCGAGCAAACAUCGCCCGCAAUCGCUCGUUGUAUUGCACUGACGCGGACAUCUUUCUCGUUACAGAUUAAUAUUUUUUCCGCUAUUUUUAUUUAAAAAAAAAUCAAAAACAGAAAUAAUCCUUUAAGAUGCGAUGCAGCUGAUUUAUUCGAAUUUAUUGGCUCGGAAUUCUAUAAAAAAUUAUUCUACAAAUAUACUAUUGUAUAAAACAUAUUCUAUAAAAAUGGCAUUGUUUCGGUUCGCAGUUUAUGGACUACAAAGAAAAUAUGUACAUAGAGUUGAGAAAAAAAAGUUUAAUAUUUAACUGAAACAGCCUGUAAAUUUGUGCAAUGGGAUUGGCCGAGGCACCGAGUACGGCCCUGCCGGCUCGUUGACAAAGCUCUCUCAGCUGCGUUGCGUAGUAUCGUCGAGCGCAUUCGCCUGUCGCCUCGACAACCCAAUUGGGAUAGUCGAGCGGUAAGGUGAACGCAAGCGAGGCGGCCAUAGUCGUGCCGGGCCGGCGCUCAGUGUACGCUGCUAUGUUGCAUGUUUGUCGUCGUUGCGUCUCCAGCGCGCCUCGUGAUCGGCCUCGUUUUUCGCUUUCGUCGCACAUCACACGGCAUUACUGUACCGCGAUCUCACACGGCGCACACAUUUACGCGAACACGUACACGCGUAAAUGGUGAAUUUGUAUCUCGCGCGCGACACGCACACGACGUAACCUAUAACGGGUAUAUACGGACGUACGUACGCGCACACAUGCACGUACGAGUGCAUGCCACGCGCGCGACGCGACAUAUGCACGAACUAAUUUAACGAACACCAAUUUAACGUGCAUGGUGAACGUGUAAACGGGAUUCGCGCCGUCUCCACGUGUGUGUGUUUCCACGUUCGACGGCGCACGUGUGUAAACGCGCGGGCGUGCGCGCCCGUGUGAGUAAGACGCGGCGCCGGGAUUGGUCGAUGGGAACGCGUGCCGCUGUGGUGUAGUUCUGUGUUUCGUGCUUCCGUCGUGUCGGUCGGAGAGCGCGCGGUGUGCGCAGUGCGCUCCCCACCGCGUGCGCGUAGUGUGUAACCCCCGCGCGGCCGCCAUCUUUGUCAAGUGGGUAACCUUUGUUGAUUUGUGUGAAAUGUGACGCCGUUGUCGCGAGAUAAUUGGUGAUCGUGAUUACGCGUCCUGUGUGCGGAUACCCGGCUGUGCUGUGCCUACGUCGUGCUGCGGAUAUCACCGAUGGGAUCAUCGCGAUCAGGGUCAGCGCAAUAACCCGCGGUGAGAGCGGUGAGAACGCGAAGAGAGGAGGCGAGCGCUGCUCGAGGACGAGCUUCUGAGCCUCCGUGAAGCCGGAGGGCUCCGGCAGGAUGUGAACGUCGCGCCCGACCGUGACUUCGCCAACCGGCAAGAGGAGGAGAAGAAGGUGGAGGAAGAAGAGGAGGAGGCACUGGCCGUGACUUCAUCGUCGUCGUCGUCGUCGUCGUCGCCGUCGCCGUCUGCGCCGCCGACGGAGACGCGAUGAACGAGAUCGAGUCGGCCGCGACAUGGUCGGCCUGGUUCCUGGACGCGAUCCGGAAGAUUCGCAGUCAAAAGCAGCGGCCGAGCGUCGAGCGAAUAUGCCACGCGAUACGGCAGCAUCACAAUUACCACGAGGAGGAAAUUGCCGAGCACCUGGAAGUCGCCGUGAAGCGCGGCGAUGUGCUCAAGAUCUUCAACAAGGGCCAAUCCUCGUACAAGGAUCCGGGCGGACUGCAGUCUAAACCGUUGAAGGUUGCGAGAUCUACCGACCUCAGCAAGGUUUUAAGCAAAGCCGUACGCGAGCUCGGUGAACGCGAGGGCUCGACCUUGAAGAAUAUCGAACGAUACAUCAGGCAAAGUCACACCGUUGAGGAAGAGGCCGAGGGUGAUCUGAGGACUUCCCUCAGGCUGUCUGCUAAGCGUGCGGUCGAUCGGGGUCUUGUACUUCAGGAUGGCAGACUGUUCCGGCAGUCGGACAGACCGCCGUAUCUCAAGAAACUCAGCGAUGCCGCUCAUGCGCCGCCAGAACCGCCCGCACCCAAGUUGCCGGCGCCGUUACCGAUAUGCAGAGAAUGUCUUGGAGCCACGGUGGCUAGCAAUAAUAACAACACUAAGCGCAAUGAAAAGUUGAGCAAGUGCAGCAUGUGCGGCGCAGCGCUGCAUAAUUCCUGUGCACCACCGGAGCUUUCAGUACUGGUAGAUCGGGGGACAACAUGGUCCUGCGACGACUGUUCGCCAGUUUGCGCUGGUUGUGAGUUACAUCGAGAGUCGCAAAACUAUCUCGUCAAGUGUUCCGGCUGCAUAAAAUGUUACCAUCCCACCUGUCUUGAUCCUGGCAUUGACAAGAAAAAUAAGUCACCCUGGAAGUGCCGGCAUUGUCAAACAGCGCACACGCCAGUAGGCAAGGAAGACGGUAAACGGGGCAAAACAGUGGAUGCGGUCUCAUCCGAUGACACGCCGACAAAUGCUAGGAAGAGGCUCAGCAAGUUGCGCGAGAAUCGAAAGUCGCUGGUAUCCAGAAAAAGCUUGGCGAAUGCGUAUUCCGGCAAGAAGAGCGGUACGGGAAUGGCUCAGGUGGACAGCUGCUCGGACGGUAAUGCGGGUGUUGUCUCCCCUCGUCAACCACCUUUGAUUUCCUCUCCUUUACCACAACCCCCCACCCCACUCGCAGGCCAGGGUAGGCUACUCGAGGAAAAGAACGACAGGAUCUCGAAGGAGAAGCAAAAGUUCUUUAGAUUGAGCGCGUUUAACGCUGAACACAAUAAAUUGAAGCGGGUGGGGGGCGGUGAUAAAUCUAGGCCCUCGCGGAACAUUAGCGCUAGGUCGACCCGAGGCAACACCGUCAAUCCGAAGAAAGUCGGAACGUCUCGAGUGUCUAGCAGCAGUAGCAGCAGCAGCAGCGAGGCCGGUAACAGCAGUGAAAGUUCGGAGGGCAGCGAUAGUAAUGACGAGGAUGACGAUGAGGACGACGAGGAGGGCAAUAGCUCGAGCGAGAGCAGUAAUGACUCGUCGUCGGACGAAGCCCAGGACGGUAAAAUCGAGUCUCCCAAGGUGAAGGCACCGUUCGCUUGCGACCUCAACGAAGACAAGCCGUGGGGCUUUGCCGCUGCCGCCGCCAAGUUGAACGUAGAGUCACCAUUCUUCAGUAGUAUCACGAGCACAUUUGGCGCGCCUUUACCUAAGCUCGACGUGCGCGAUACGCCAACCUUUGACUUGCCUUUGCAGCAGCCCGCCGUCGCCAACUCGUUGGACGGUAAAAAGAAAGACAAAUUAGAGCGCAAUUCGCAGCCAAGCACGGGCUUCACGAGCGCGGAUAAUAAAGUUAAGCCCGGAAGUGGCCAGUUGAGGAGUCUCUUCGACGGUUUGAGCCACUUUUUUUCAGCACCCACAAAUAGCAGGGCGAGAUUAGCCGGCGUGCCGGCGCCGAAUUACGCGCCGGAUCGUAGGAAAAGGCCUAACACGGAAGACACCGCUAAAACAAACAAAGUUCCGAGAGGAACGCAGAGAAACAAGCCGGACAGCUCACCAAGUACGAGUAAACUCAAGGAACGAAAAAAGACUGAAGUUACCGUUGAGACAUCGAGGGUACCGAAACCCGGUAUCUUUGUACCUUCGGACGAGAGCGCGUUUAGCUCGUUUAACGAAAAAUUGCCGAAAAUGACGCCCUCGAACCUGGUGAAAACCGCGGUGAACAGUAAGAGGCACGAGCACGAGAGGAGAAAAUUGUUGAGGGACGCACCGUCGCUCGUAAAGUGCGCUAGUGCUGAUCUACCGUCACCAUCGUCAUUGUCGCCGUCGUCGUCGAGACACGAGCAACAACAUCAGCAUCACUCGCGAAAGAAGCAGGCUGCGGACUCGAACGUGCAGAUGCGCCACCCUGUGCCCGCCAUUGCGAAAUCCUCCGGCCUCGGCUCCGAUUCCGUCAAAUCAAAUCCCAGUCCAAAAUCCAAUCCACGAGCCUGUACUAGCGCCACCACCACCAACACCACCACGACACCCCGCGCGACACCCUGCUCCACCAGGAAGGAAGAGCCAAUUGUGCCGCAAACUUUGCCACCAGGAGUUACACAAAGGGACGUGGAUACUUUCAAGGAGGCACGUGAGAGAGCACUGCGGUUGACGGUUAAUAGCGAUGAGGAUGAGCAGAGCACCAGCGCGCCUAAUGGCAGCGCACCGCGGAACCCCGCAGCUAUAGUGUUCGGCCGUUACGAGGUGGAGACCUGGUACUCGAGUCCGUUUCCUCAAGAAUACGCCCGACUACCGAAACUGUUCUUCUGUGAAUUCUGUCUGAAGUACACGAAGAGCCGAGCCGUGCUCGACAGGCACAUGGACAAGUGCCAGUGGAGGCAUCCACCUGCCACCGAGAUCUACAGGUGCAACGGGUUGUCGGUAUUCGAGAUCGAUGGUAACGUCAAUAAGAUCUACUGUCAGAAUCUGUGUCUACUAGCUAAAUUAUUUUUGGAUCACAAGACUCUCUACUACGACGUUGAGCCGUUCCUUUUCUACGCGGUGACCAAGAACGACAACUACGGUUGCCAUCUGAUCGGCUAUUUCAGCAAGGAAAAACAUUGUCCGGCUCAGCGGUAUAACGUAUCUUGCAUCAUGACACUGCCGCAAUAUCAGCGGCAAGGCUUUGGUAGGUUUCUCAUCGAGUUCAGUUACUUGUUGUCCAAAGUCGAGGGUAUCCCAGGAACACCGGAGAAACCGCUCUCGGAUCUUGGCCGAGUGUCGUAUCAUUCCUUUUGGAAGAGCGUGGUGCUCGAGUAUCUAGAUGCGCAUCGAGACGCCACUGACAUCAAACUAAGCGAUAUUACAGAGAAGACUGGCGUGUCGGCGCACGACAUUGCCACUGCGAUGCAACUGCUCGGGUUCAUCAGGUCGGUUCACUUGCCAGGCGAGGGUAAUCCUAACAAAGUGGCUGUGGUAGUUGAUUGGAGCAAGGUAGAGGCUCACAUGGCGAAAGUGCGAAGGAGCUCUCGCAUCAAGGUGGAUCCCGACAGCCUCAGAUGGAUACCAUUGCUCACGCAGAUUCCUAACCCGUAUCAGGGUUCCGAGGAGUGUGGCGAUACGGGCUCAGAAGCGUCGCCCACAGUGGAGCCGAAGCCUGUGCCGGCGGUCGUUGAAAAGAUACAGAGAGUGAAGAUAAAGAAGAAGCCGAGGGGAAGAAGAAUAGGUCAGAGGAGAUCGGUGCCUUUGAAGCCGAAAACUCCGCAAAGGACUGCGGUUUCUCACAAGGAUACGUCCAAAGAGGAGAAGGAUACUAAAGACACGAGGGAGAGCAGAACGAUGAAAGAAACGAGAGAAUCUACGAGGGAGAGCCGUCAUACGGAGAACACGGACAACCGGAAAGACGCGGAAGCGGAAUCUAAGAACGUGAAUCCUACGCCGAGAAACUCUCGUACUGUAACAGCAUCAGCAAAAAACGUGACUCCAGCGACUAUUCCGCCAAGAGCGGUGCAAAUGACGAUGUCGAGGAGAAGGAUCAGGCCACCCAAAACGCUUAUAUCGGAAUCGGUUAUCACGCCUCUGAGAAAACGCAAACAUUCCGAGAAGACUGAAAUUGAGGAGGAAAGGACCGAGGUCAACAGUAGGAAGAGGACACGGGAAUCUCUGAGGGAGAAGGAGAAAGAGAAAGAACGAGAACGAGAGCGGGAAACGGAGCGGGAACGCGAGAGAGACAAGGAGAGAACAAAGGAGAGGGAUAGCAAAGUGAGAGAGAAAGAAUCUCUGAAAGAAACGUCAGUGGAGACUAGAAAGACGCCACCAAAGUCAGAUUCAUCGCCAUCUCCGCCAAAACCGGCGAAGAAGCAGUGCAAAAUAGACGAUAUUCUGUUCAAGGUUACCAACAGGCAAACCAAGUACUUGCAGGCAAAGGAGAAGAGAGGGUCAGAAGAAACGACGCAUUACAACGGUAAGGAGGAGACGCGUGAUGUUAAAAACUCCACGCUUUCGAGAAGGGGCAGAAGCAAAGUGACAGCGGACGCUUUGAAGAUGCCGCAACUCACGCCAGAAUCUCCCAGCACGAAAAAUAGAGCCGAGAGUCCUGUGAUACCACCUCCGUCAUUGUCUCCACCGCCCGAGUCUGUGAAGAACUCUCCCGUACGAAGCAAGCAGUCGUCUGUGCCGGAAUCACCGCUCGCGAAUCACUCGAGUAACGGGGAUAACAAGAGCGAAAGCACGGAGGACAAUGGACUGCCCGUUCCUACAGAGUCUGAAGUGGUGUCCGCGAGUUCCGGCGAGUACGAAGGUGGUGACGAAGACGAGGGGGAAGAGGAGGAGAUAGCCGCACCGACGCCUAAAACCGUGACGCAGUUAGCCUCGCCUAGCACUGAGAAUCACGCGAAAGAAGUGUGCGAGAACGAAAAGGUGGAUAGCAAGUUGCAGGAAAGAGACAGCGACGAAAAUUCGUCGCAGAAGCCGGAAGUGGAUCCACCAUCAGCAGUUGGCGAUGAUCAGACUGAAACUUUAAACGAAUGUGAUAAGGACUCCGAGACUGACAAGCCCGUCUGCAGUCCGGAGACAUCGAAAUCAGUACCUGAACAAGUUGCUUCACCAAAAGAGGAGAUAGUCGAGAAAUCGGAGAACGCUAUGCCCAAGAAAGAUAGCCGUAAUAGCCCGCCCAAAGAGGAGCUCGUCUGUGAAACGUCAAAGGACACGAAGAUCGAUUUAUCACGACCGAAAAUGGAAGCUUCCCCCGCGGCAGUCACGGAGAAGAAGGAAAUAUGCACACUCGCCAAUACGGUGGUGAUGACGGAAGCCGAGCCGCUUACGCCACAGGAAAAGACGUUACCCACCGUGGAGCAUCAGGAUACGACCUUGCAACUACAAAGUCAGACGGAGGAGCUGAAGCAACACUCGCCCGAGAGCGGCAAGACGACACCGCAUCUAGAGAAUCCGGGCUCGGUGAAGAGAACACCACCGUCGCAACCGGAUCUGCCGUCGAUGGGCGUGUAUACACCCGAUUCGACAACUAAUUCCGUGCACUCGUUGCAUUACGGGCAGUGUGAUCUAGAUGUCAGUCAACUUGGUCUAGAAUCUCCCACAUCCAUAGCUAGCGAUCUAGCGUCGCAAAACAGCGUGGAGAGGCCACCCAGCGCUUUGCCGUCUAUCCCGCCGCCUGUCAGUAGCGUACCAAUUUCGGUUGCCAUGCAGAUCACGACACCUCCUGCAACAUCCUCCGUUCCGGUGAACAUGCCGCCGCAAGUGCAGUACGCCGAUUGCUCGAUGCCGCAACACACGCCGCCGACGCAUCAUCCGGGCAUGCAUUCGAUGCAUCAACCGCACACGCCGCAGUCUCUCCAGCAGCCGCGCACUCCGCAGUCUCACACUCCACAAAGCAUACCGACUCAGAGCCCGCAGCCGUUGCCACAAAGUCACACGCCGCAACCGUUGCCGCAGUCUCACACGCCGCAAAGUAUACCGACUCAAAGCCCGCAACCGCUUCCACAGAGUCAUACGCCGCAACCCUUGCCCCAGUCGCACACGCCGCAACCGAUGCAACUGUCACUGGCGCAAAGCCAGAGCAUGGCACAUAGUCAGUCUCAGCAGACACCAUCGCAGCAACAGCAACAAUCUGCGCAUCAGCAGCAGCAGCAGCAACAACCGCAACAGUCGCAGUCGCAUAGCAAGAGAGCCAGCGGUUCACAAACCACCCAUAGAUCCAGGUCGACGCAGCAGAGCAGUAGGUCGCACCGAGCUACUCCGCCGACGUCUCACAGUACGCAAGCGGCCUCUCAGCAUAGCUCCGCGAGCAGUCACAGCAGUAGCAGUAGCAGCAGCAGCAGCACUGUGGCACACACGACGCAUGUUGCGGUGCCGCCACAGUAUCAGCAAUCACCGUCUAUGAGCGUUCCGUCUGCAGUGCACCCGCACUCGCAUACUCCACACGCCGCACACUCGCAUAACAUGGCGGUGAUCUCGCAAAGCAAUUAUAUGGCGGUGGCGGCGGGCUCGCAGGGCUUCCCUGCGCAGAACACGUACGUAAUUCAGCAUCGCGGCGGCCGUUCUGGCGCGCCGACGCCCUGCACCACCGCCACCAAUUUCUACAUACAAACGAACGCGAUGCACUCGCAUACUCCGGCGCCGACACCGCUCUCCGCUUCGAGUGGCGGUCAUCAAACGACGAAUUCCUGCAGUCUAGCCAAGUUACAGCAGUUGACCAACGGCUUGGAGAUGAUACCGCCUACACCGUCACCAGCGAUGAACCUCACCCCUCCGCCGCCCAUUCCGCACACCAUGACGCCGCCGCAGACCUCGAGACAGCUGCCGACACCACCUCAGGUACCGCUCUACACGAAGAACUACUACAACGUUAAUACUGUUUCUCCUGGUACGCCCGGACCGCCCAGCCGGUCUACCUCCAGAUCAUCCGCGAAUGCGGCCAAUAUGACCUCGCUCACGCAGCCCUAUCCCAGCGAGAGUCUCUAUCGACAAACUCUGGAUCCGGGCGGAACCUGUCCGCAAAUGCAGAGCGCCGCGAGUCGCGUUAGCCCUAACGUCGCCCUCAACACGAAUCUCAUGGCAGCCGCCCAGUACGGCUACCGAGUAGCGCAGCCGGCCACCGGUUACAUGAAUCAAGCGGCACAGCUCGGCGGUUUCAUGAAUCAGGCGAGCCAGUUGCCGGUUGGCGUGGUCAACAUGCCGGCGCCGUAUCCGCAGGAUCCGCAUCAGCAGAAUCCAGCAGCCGUCUAUACUACGUACCACGGCUACAUCAACGGCAGCCUCAUGCAACCGCUCAACAGCACCAUGAGGCCGCGCUAAUCGCCGUGACAUGCCCCAAGCUUGGGCGAACAAGCGCACCUCCCCGCGCGACAAGUUAACGCUCUCUUCUAUACGACCGCCGGCGGCGAUCCAUCCCUCGACUUUCCGUCACGCGGCCGCAAACUUCCUCGACCAUUCGUUGCUUCCGCCAGCUCCGCCGAACCGUUCGCGCAUCAGGCCCGCUCGCGAAGAUAAUUCUCUCUCUCUCUCAUUUCAGUCAAUGAAGAUUUCAAAACGGCGAUGCUCGCAAUGACGCAUCACGACGCGUCGAUGAUUUGGCGCAGCGAUCCUCGAGAAAACGAAAUAUGGCAUAGUAGCGUUCCGGUAGGACUCGCGUUUAGCGAUCACGAUCCAUGAUGAUGCGCGAAUGCAUUUUAGCCCUUCUCCCAAUUUAUUCGGGCAGAAAAUGGUUUUAAAUGCAAUUGCACGCUGAUAUAUUUACAUUUCAGACCUAUUAUCAUACAGAUAUGGAUUUUGUCCAACACUGUCUUAACUGCACACUCACUUUCGGAGAAUGAACAAGAAAUACGAGAAAGUAAUUGAUGUCUUGUACCUUCGCUACCUUAGUGGAAGUACGGUCAUUUCUCUUCGUGUUCGAGGAAGGCUCGUAUUAAGCGGAUUCUUAACUUGUCGACAAAGAUUGCACACAAGGUACAAUUUAAUCGUAGUUAUUGAUCGGUCACUUUUCGGAGGCAUGGGUUCGCGAACUUGUGCAUUUAAAAUAAUCGAAAGAAAACAGAAGAUAAAAUAAAAGCUAUCUUGAAUGGAUUAAUUUCGAUCAAGGUACCGCCCUUCCCUCCUCUCCAAACAAAAGAAAACAAGAUGGAAAAAAAAA